Molecule: messenger RNA, 4679 nt
Organism: Procambarus clarkii (red swamp crayfish)
Lineage: Eukaryota; Metazoa; Arthropoda; Malacostraca; Decapoda; Cambaridae
Gene: twr
Product: signal peptidase complex catalytic subunit SEC11 homolog C twr
Cellular component (GO): membrane; signal peptidase complex
Molecular function (GO): serine-type endopeptidase activity
Source: RefSeq, a predicted model, not a curated record
GCUAGGAGGGGGGUGAAGGGGAAGACACCAUCACAUCACCGUAAACAUCGUCUGGGAACGCCGGGCCGCUCACCUUCCACAGAUUGUCCACUAUUACGCCUUCAAAAUGUUUUCCUUUGAUUUUCUAGAUGAUUUGAGACGAAUGAACAUACGUCAGCUCUUCUACCAAGUGCUGAACUUUGCUAUGAUAGUUUCAUCAGCGCUUAUGAUUUGGAAGGGAUUGAUGGUUGUGACAGGCAGUGAAAGUCCCAUCGUAGUGGUACUCAGUGGGAGCAUGGAGCCAGCAUUUCAUCGUGGUGACCUCCUUUUCCUCACUAACUAUGACCAUGAACCCAUCCGUGCUGGAGAGAUUGUCGUCUUCAAGGUUGAAGGACGAGAUAUUCCAAUUGUUCACCGUGUCAUGAAGGUCCAUGAGAAAGAGGAUGGAACUGUGAAGUUCUUAACAAAGGGUGACAACAAUAAUGUAGACGACCGUGGCCUGUAUGCUAAUGGACAAGCAUGGUUAAAUCGGAAAGAUGUUGUGGGACGAGCGCGGGGAUAUGUGCCAUUCAUCGGCAUAGUUACCAUCAUCAUGAAUGAUUAUCCAAAGUUUAAGUAUGCUGUAUUAGCUGGUUUAGGUGUAUUUGUACUUAUACAUCGAGAGUGAAGAUGGUGACAAAUCUUGCAAUGCAAAGAUGAUUAAAAGGUUUCAUUGGAAAAAUAUCAUUAGCAUCAUAUUCAGAUGGCAGAUGUAUUUGUAAAGACCUAAGGUGUGAUUUGAGAUGGAAAAGCACUUGUUUAAUAAAAAUUGGAGUGGGAUCUGCAGAAUUUAGUUUUGACUUCCUAGAAAAAUGUAUUUGUCAGUUGCUGUGGCAGGACAGAUGCUUGAAAUAAUAUAUAAUAAUGUAUAUGUAUUUUGUGAUUUUUUAUUAAAUUACAGCCAAACAAAGAAGUGAGCAGUGAUGGCUUAGCAGAUGUACUAAAGCAUAAAGCUAUAAAUAAUGACAACUGAUAUGAGAGUCAUUGUGUACAGAGUGCAAAAUAGAUACAUGCCCCUAAAGCAUGAUGUCUUUAUGUAAGUUUGCCUAUGCAUGCAUGCAUUCUUGUGUGCGUGGGGGGGGGAGGGGGGUAUGUAAAUGUGGAUGACAAUAUUUGAAUGCUUCACAUGUGACUGAUUGUUAAUAUAUAUUUACAUCUGCAUAGGCAUGCAUGCAUGUUUGUAUACAUGUCCAUUCUCUCACUCCCUCAUAUUUACAGACCUUAGCAAGAUGUAUUGGUUUCAAUAAAGAAUUAAUAAUGUGAUGGCAUCUUCCCCCCUAAAAAAUGGAAAUCACCUAACUUGGCACAAUUGGUAUCAGACCAAGAGUACCAUUUCAGACAUUUACCCAGGUUGAAUAUUAAAUUGUCCCAUACUACUAAAAUUCGGUAUGAAAUUUGAUUUACAUUUCUAAAAUUUGACAAGUGUAAUCAUAGUUUCUGCAUCACAGUGUAUUGUAAAGGCAAAAUUUAAUUGCAUAAAAUGUUGCCACAGUAGAUGACUUCGCCUCAUAUUUUUUGUAUUGUUAUGAACUAAUUUUUUAAGUUUGGAAUUUUGAAUUGUUGCUUGUGUAACUUCAUUUCUGUAGUUAUAAGGAAAUCAAAAGUAAAAGGUGUCCUUUAUCAAUGAAUUCUGAUGCUCAGGUGAUUUGGUAUAAUUUUAAGGAGUAAUUUACAUACACAUGAAUUUGAGGUGAUGGUGUUUUUUAAAUAUUGUGCAUUUGGGGUAUUACAUUAAAUGGUACUGUCUGAUGUUAUGAAAAAAUCCAAUUUUAUAAUUUGGAAGUUAGUGAUCCAUGAUUUCCAUGGCAAUUAGAAAAUAUUACUUUAAGCAGCAUACAAGCAGACUUCUUCCCAAUCCAUGACAGUUUUUAAAUAGUGAACUUUUCAUAUUUGUCUAAUUACUCUUAGAGUGUGAUAGUGACAAUCCCAGUUUCCAACCAUUUCAAGAUUGAAUUAUAAAUUGAAUUGAUUGUAAAAGCAUUCAGAUGUAUUUGUUUAUCCAUAAAUACCUCCUAAUACUGGUUCACUAAAUAAGACAAUAUUGUACAGGUACACAGUGAAUUAAAUUGUACAGAACAGAAUAAGUGUACUUACCAAGGAGUCCAAAUGUUCCUCCACAGGAAAUUUAGAAUGUGUAGUCAAGUAUGGAGGUGGAAAUUUGGGGUUAAGCCCAAGAUGCCGAGGGUCCAUUUCCAGCUCUACCUGCCUAUUAAAUGUUUUGAUAUUUUGAACACACCUUUAAUCCUUGAAAAUUAUAAACUAAAGAGUUAUCAUUCUGGAUACUGGAGUAUAAGCUCUUCUUUCUGAACUUCAAAAUACUGUAGCUUCCAAGUGCUUGUUCAUUUCUUGUCUGCCUCUUAUCACUCAACCUCGUCAACUUUCCGCUUCUGCAGUAGUUUUGCAUCACUUACUUUGAACAUAAUAGUCAAAGAAAGAUCUUAUCAUUAGCCUUCAAAUUGUAAAAAAUAAUUGUGCACACAACACGCUUCAAAUUUCAACAUGUUUCUCCUUAGUUUACUGUUUGAAUUAAUACCAGAAACAUUGCCCACAUUCUUUUAAAACAUGGUGGCAGGAUAUGUAUUUUUAUUUUGAAUAAAAUUAAAUUGUGUAAGGGGAUGCAAUUUUUAAUGGCCAUGGCAGAUUCAAAAACAAUAAAGGAUCAGACAAAAAUUAGGUGGCUGACCAAGUUGAACCACAUUUAAAUAGGCGAAGGUUGGAAAUUGGGAUGGACACCCGAGUUUUUCAAAUAACAUAAUUUAUACAAAGGAUUUUAUUAGGGGUAAGUACAGUAAUCUAUAGGUAUUUAAAAUGAUUAGUCUUUCAAUAAAAGAUGUACAGGCCAAUGAGAUAGUCUUGUUGAGUAGUGGAAGAGAAGCAUUUAUGAAUUACUUACUUCACCUUAGUCCUACUGUACUGUAUGUUGCAUAAAUGUUGACUAAUGGAAGCAUUUAUGUAAUUUUAUUUAUUUCAUAAUGGAAAUUUGUGAUUAUGAAAGUAGGUGGAACAUCAUAGCUCUAUAGUGAAGUCUUAUUCCUCAAAAUGCAAGUUGGAUGCCAUGAAUAGGCUUGAUUGGAGGAAAGCAAUUGGUUUUUAAUCUGUAAACAUUGGUCAUUCCUAAAUUUAAAAUACCAUCUUACAGCACUAAAUAACAAAAAAAUGGCCAAUUUUCUUUACACUCAAAAGUUGCAAUGGUGAUAGGAAGCAUGCUGUCUUGAGAGGCACAAGUAUAUUCUUGGCUUUCAUUGGAUCUCAAACUUUCCUCAAGUGUAUGCAGGUCAUAAUUAGCAUUGUUAUUUGUAAUAUAUAUAUAUACAUAAUAUAUAUUUUUUGCAGUAUGCUGGAGGUGUUUUCAUGCUGAUUAACCAGCAAGUCCUUUCAGAGCAGUAACAUAGGUGCAGUACAUACUACAUUAAAAAAAUAGUGAACACUGUAUUCUGUAUAUACAUAUAAAAUCUACAUUUCAUACCCAUAUUGUAACUUCGUGAACUGUUGUGAAUUUCUAAGUGAAUAUCUACUGGUUAUUCAUCUAUUCUACAUAGGGUAUUCUUUAUAGAUUAAGUUAUUAGUCUCUAUUUCAUACUUUUGUAAGUUUCCUCAGUGUUAAUGAUUUUGUAAAAUAAAUAUAUACAUCUUGCUCUAGUUGUAUGUAUUAUUAAUGUAAAUUUUGGCAAAUACAUUUGAACUAUAUAUGUUGUUAUUGGAGCACGUACUGUAUUUGUAAAUUGAUUAUGCCUUUAAUUAUUGCAUUGGAAUUCUAGUUGAAGAUAAAAUAGCAGAAAACAUUUUGAAACUUACUGCCAAGGUUAAAAGGCAUAUUUAUUUAAUUGUUGAAUUAAGAAUCACCAGAAGAGUGGUGCUGAUAAAAUGACAGUAUGAGACAUUAUUUGCUGCCACAUUUGUUUAAGAUAGUUGUUCAGUUUAUAGCUGGGCCCAGAAUGGAAGACUUGUACAUAUUGCUCACAAAGCUUAAAUCCCUUAUUAGUGGCUAACUUCAGCAAUCAGGUGCUCUAUCCUCAUGGGACUCAAACCUGUAUUAAUGUGGUCGUGGUGUAGGCUGGGCUGCAAUAUUAUACCAGAUUGCAUAAAGUACUUUAAAAUAAAAUUGUUCCCCCCCAUUGAAAUUAUAUAACGCAAAUUUUAAAUGAACGGCAAAAUUUUGAUAGAAUCACUUGAAACGUUUGUAAUAAUGUGACAUAAUUUUGAUGACCAGUAUCUUUUAUACUAAGUGCAUAACACAGUAUUACACUUCUUUAGGAUUUCAUCUUUUUGAUAUGGAAUGAUGGUACACUUUAGGAUCAUUUAUAUAUGUGACUCGUCCACAAAAAUCUCGAGCCUUAGAGAGGUGUUCUAAGUUUUGUUUUCUCAUUUAUUUGGCUGGGAAAACAGUUCUUACAGAAACCUUACAGUAAUUCUUGUAAUAGCCUAUACAUUUUAGUCUUUGAAUUGCUAGAUGUAUUGUUGUCAAUGGGAAGUGAAAGCAUGCAGAGGUUAAGGGAAUGCUGUCAUGUGUGGAUAAAAUAUUUUUUAAAGCCUGUGAGUUUUCUUGGCGAGAUGGGUGAUGAGCAGCAUUUUCUUACUCUUGAUUGCCUGUUGUUGCUUUGUGUCUGUACAACCAGUGUGUGACAUCUUCAUUCCAUCAUUUGAAUAAGAAUUUUAUAAAA